Messenger RNA from Gossypium raimondii (Peruvian cotton), 1366 nucleotides. Its product is annotated as GDSL esterase/lipase At5g45910. The record is from RefSeq and is a predicted model, not a curated record. Gene Ontology annotation, molecular function: hydrolase activity, acting on ester bonds. The coding region runs from base 89 to 1201 and encodes 370 amino acids. The transcript is spliced from 5 exons. NCBI's taxonomy places the organism in Eukaryota, Viridiplantae, Streptophyta, Magnoliopsida, Malvales, Malvaceae.
GGCUAAUUGCUUUCUUACAUUACUAUUACGAUACAUGAUCAAAGUUCACAUUCUGUAGUCGGCACUUUUCUUUGUCUACUGUUUUGCCAUGAAGAACAAAUUUUUUAUCCUCGUAAUCUUAUUCCAAACCGUCGACUUAGCUUUAUCGACCCCCAAAAAAUAUGAGUCAAUUUUCAACUUCGGUGACUCCCUAAGCGACACUGGCAAUUUACUUCUCUCCGGUGCCCUUGUAUUUCCAGUCAUCGGGCAGCUACCUUACGGUGAAACCUUCUUUCAACACGCAACGGGGCGGUGCUCUGACGGACGUCUUAUUAUCGACUUCAUUGCUGAGGCAUUCAGUUUGCCUUAUUUGCAACCUUACCUAGCAGUAAAACAAGGCCAGAGUUCUCAACAUGGAGUCAACUUCGCAUUCUCCGGAGCUACUGCACUUGAUGCUGAGUUUUUCUUCCAACGAAACAUGGGAUCGAUUUUGUGGACUAAUAAUUCUUUGAAUGUUCAGCUUGGUUGGUUCAGGAAGCUCAAGUCCGACCUUUGCUCCGAUAACGAAUCUUGUGAUGAUUUCUUUAAGAAAUCACUUUUUCUGGUGGGAGAGAUCGGUGGAAAUGAUUAUAAUUACGCCUUUUUUCUUGGUGGAAGCAUUAAACAGCUUCAAUCCAUGGUCCCUUCAGUUGUUGGAGCAAUUGCUAAUGCAACCAGUGCAUUGAUAGAGGAAGGCGCAGUGGAGUUGAUGGUUCCAGGGAAUUUUCCUAUCGGUUGCUCAGCUGUUUACUUGACAUUGUUUGAAAGCCCUAAAAAGGAAGAUUAUGACCGUCAUGGUUGCUUGAAGGCAUUUAAUGGUUUCGCGAAGUAUCAUAAUAAUCAGCUUAAACAAGCCCUGGAUACCUUGAGACAAAAGUAUCCCCAUGCCAGGAUUUUUUACGCUGAUUACUACGGUGCCGCCAUGCGUUACGUUCAUGCCCCACUACAUCACGGGUUUUAUGGUGGGACUCUAAAAGCAUGCUGUGGAGGGGGUGGGCCAUAUAAUUUCAAUAUCUCAGCAAGGUGUGGUCAUCCUGGAUCUGAAGCAUGUAAAGAUCCUUCCGUUUAUUCAAAUUGGGAUGGAAUUCAUCUAACUGAAGCAGCCUAUCGCCAUAUAGCCUUGGCUUUGAUCAAUGGCUCCUGUUCCCUUCCACCCCUCAUAUCCUCUCCUCUUUCAGAUUGAAUAACCCCCCUAACAUGAACAGUCAAUCAAGGGUCUCAUUUAGAUGUUCAUUAGAGAUCCAGGACCAAUGAUACAUGUAUGCAUUGACUGUACUUGAAGGUUUUAUUUGCUUUAUAAAUUUAGCCUCAUGAUUUUGAAAAUAAUGAGAAUUAAUCUACUAAUUAA